GUAUUUAACCAUGAAUUCAGUUGUCUUUUUUGGUUUAUUCGUAUUAGAAGUAGCUCUAGCUAGCGGCGGUGGAGGUCAUGGUCAUGACAACGCCCAUUACAAAUUCGAAUACGGCGUCCACGAUCCUCACACCCACGACCACAAAUCCCAACACGAACAUAGAGACGGACACCACGUCCACGGAGGUUACACUCUAAAAGAAGCUGACGGUACCCACAGAAUCGUCAAAUACAAAUCGGGACCUCACAGUGGUUUUGAGGCUGUUGUAGAACGCGUAGGACACGCUCAACAUCCUGCACAUUACGGUAAACACGGACACGGAGGACAUGGAGGACACGGAGGACAUGGGGGAGCUACUAGCUACGUCGGUGUUACCCAUUGGGCUAACCAAGGAAGCGAUGGUGGACAUGGAGAUGGCCACGGGCAUACUUUCUUUUUGAUUUUCGCCGUUUUCGGUUACGUUAUAGCCACUCACGGAUACAAAUUUCUUCAGGACAACGCCCAUUACAAAUUCGAAUACGGCGUCCACGAUCCUCACACCCACGACCACAAAUCCCAACACGAACAUAGAGACGGACACCACGUCCACGGAGGUUACACUCUAAAAGAAGCUGACGGUACCCACAGAAUCGUCAAAUACAAAUCAGGACCUCAUAGUGGUUUUGAGGCUGUUGUAGAACGCGUAGGACACGCUCAACAUCCUGCACAUUACGGUAAACACGGACACGGAGGACACGGAGGACAUGGGGGAGCUACUAGCUACGUCGGUGUUACCCAUUGGGCCAACCAAGGAAGCGACGGUGGACAUAGUUACUGA
Messenger RNA from Diorhabda sublineata, 817 nucleotides. RefSeq names its product histidine-rich glycoprotein-like. Gene Ontology annotation, cellular component: extracellular matrix. The record is from RefSeq and is a predicted model, not a curated record. NCBI's taxonomy places the organism in Eukaryota, Metazoa, Arthropoda, Insecta, Coleoptera, Chrysomelidae. The transcript has 5 exons. Bases 11 to 817 code for a protein of 268 amino acids.